This is a messenger RNA of Lethenteron reissneri (Far Eastern brook lamprey), 2184 nucleotides long. RefSeq names its product tRNA selenocysteine 1-associated protein 1-like. Gene Ontology annotation, molecular function: tRNA binding. Gene Ontology annotation, cellular component: nucleus. The record is from RefSeq and is a predicted model, not a curated record. Gene Ontology annotation, biological process: selenocysteine incorporation. NCBI's taxonomy places the organism in Eukaryota, Metazoa, Chordata, Hyperoartia, Petromyzontiformes, Petromyzontidae.
UGUGCGACGCUGUGCGUGCUCCCGUGAGUGUGUGCGACGCUGUGCGUGCUCCCGUGAGUGUGUGCGACGCUGUGCGUGCUCCCGUGAGUGUGUGCGACGCUGUGCGUGCUCCCGUGAGUGUGUGGGGAGCGGUAGUCUAAUGCUGAGCAUGCUGCGCUACCAACCUGGCAACCCGAGUUCGGUUUUCGCUCACGACCAACACCAGUAACGAUUAUCAGACGUGUCCUGGGCCUCCCUUAGGUCAACUCAGCCUUAAAGGAGUACCUGGUGCAGUGUGUUAACAUUCCCACUGGGGAGACAAAGGUGGCCAGCCGUGGUGCUGGCUACCCACCCCCCUUCGUGUGCUUUUUCGGCCUUCGUAGGCACUGCUUGCUAACAGCACUUGCCCCAACAGUCUGUUCCCGGACAUCUGUGAAGCAGAUAUUUAUAGGUCAUCGGGUUCCUCCAGUAUAAAUAAAGAUUCUUAUUCAUAAGGCUAUACAGGGGAUCGUUGUCAUUGUUGUGUGUGUCUGUGUGCGUGCGUGUGCGUGUGCUUGCCCCCGUGUGUGUAUGUGCGCAAUUGUGGGGACUCAUUAAUGCCCCUUCCAACAAGCAAGCCAGUAUCAGGACUCAAGCAUGGGGAAAUCCCCAAGGUCUUAUGCAGGUUUGGAAAGCAACAGCCAAUUUCAAGUGCCCUUUGAGACAACAGAUGGCCACCCUUCAUCCGGAAACAAUAAAAUAAGCAGCAAGGGGGACCGUCCGACCAAUAUCAGCCAGCUGAACUACACAUACACUCAAUCUACAUUACAGGAGUAUGAUGCAGAUGAUUGUACACUUGAAGACCACAACUCCAUUCUCGAUGUGGAAGCAGCGAACCGAGAACUAAUGGAGCACAGUGAGGAGCUGUUCGACUCCCUCAUGAGCUGUCACUGGCAGCCAUUGGAUUUUGCCCCCAGCAAGCGAACGGCAGCUGGUUUGGACACUUGACCGUGCAUUGGCUGGGCUCAACACCAAUCCAAAUGCAACACAACACGGCACAGGAAAAUCAGUCUAUCCUUGUACCUAACCGUACGGCGUUGUGUGUUAUAGGUUGCAGCGGGAGUGUUUUAUUUUUUAGUAACGUGAUGAACGAAUGUUUUUGUGAUUACCCCCUCCCCUUCUGACAAUGCUCAUUGUUAUUGAGUCGUUUGUUCCAGUCUGGGUAUUGACUGACGAUCAAGCACAGGUUUUUUUUUUUUUUGUGUGAAAAUUGUGGGUAGAACGAUUCACCGCCGAAGCAUUUUGUUGAAUUGUAACGAUUUGAGGUCGCGAUUCAUAAAGUUUUUCUUUACGUUUUGGUGAAUGGUGGUGCCUCCUUAUGGCUACAGGAGCAAUUUGAGCCCAUUUUUUAUCCAACGUCGGGCAGUAGCUAUGAUCUAUCUACUGCUGAAUGAAGGCCUACCCAAGUAAUUGUCCUUCAUUUUCGCUUCACGAAACCACAAUCCAUAAAGCUUGUGCACACAAAGUAAUUUAACUGCUCUUUCCACUAGGUGGUUGCAUAAUCGGACAUGUUGCCGUCUUUGGCUGCCACACAGUCAAUAGUCAUGACCACCUGCCACCAUCCGUUAUGGCAGCAUGUCCUGCCUGAGCACAUUUAAUGGUCAAUAUGAUGCCUCUAACUUCUAUGUUUUCUGAUCCUCAUGUUCCUCUUGCUGUCUUAAUGCAAGUCCAAUCAUGAACCUCUCCAUGCAUUUUUGCACUCUCUUCAGAUGUUCCAUUUUCUUUGUCCAUGUUUCUGAUUCAUUUCACAACAUGUGUACACUAUCUAAAAACUGUCUUUGGGAAGAUUGAGAUGUUGCUUUUCAUUAUCAUGAUCUUGAUCUAUCCACAUCCUAGUGCACACAGAAUGACAUCUUGAAAAAUUGCGACUAAACAUUCAGAACUCUGAAAGCUCAUUAUUACUCUUUUUUUAACCCAGGAAAGCCUCACCCAAAUGUCAACACUCUUGAGGAGGGUCCUGCAAAAUUUUCCGAAUAGGGGGUGAUUAUUCAAAAAGGGGUAAUCCCAGUGAAGCAGUUUUCCGUCAUUGUGUUUGAGCAAUACCAAAGUGAUUAUUUUUUUUACUGAAAAGUUUUCAUGGGUUUUGGGUUGCAGCUGUGAUUUACAAGUCGGUUGUAAGUGAUGCAGAAGGAUGACAACUAUAAAGGUUCAAUUUAAAUAGUAAAA